GAAAAAGACAGGGCCAUCGGUGAAAAAUCACUAAGCUGUCGUAUUAUUUUAGCUUUCAACUUUGAAUCGAGCAUGCUCACGCCAAAAUAGAGAGAGAGAGAGAGAGAGAGAGAGAGAGAGAGCGCGCUGGAUUUGGCUCCUAAAUUUCUUCAGCUCUAGUUUUUGUGAGGAGACAAUGUUGUCGAAAGCAGAUACCAGAAAGAAAAUUGAUGAGAUUUCAAAAACUGGGAGAUUCGCAAAUGACCUUGAAACCAUAAGCAAAGCCUUGUUUGCGGAUAAACAACUGCAUACGCUUCCUAGCUCUGCAGAUUCUUGUAGAUCCGAGGCUGUUGGAGAAUCACAUUUGUCCGAACCUAAAACUAAGGCGGAGAAGGCUAAGGUCAAUAAGCGAGAUUCAGUUGAGAAAGAAAAGAAGCUUUCAAUUUGGAGUUGGAGAGGUCUAAAGGCCUUGACCUCUGGUCGAAAUCGAAGGUUCAGUUGUUGUUUCUCACUCCUAGUCCAUUCUAUUGAGGGUUUACCAAGCCUUUUUGAUGAUGUCUGCCUGGUUGUGCAUUGGAAGAGGCAGGAUGGUGAGCUGAUGACAUCCCCAACUAGGGUUCACGAAGGAGUAGCUAAGUUUGAGGAGCAGCUGAUUCAUUCUUGCUCUGUAAAUGUUACUAGGAGCAGUACCAAGAAUUUGGCGAAGUAUGAGGCAAAAAAUUACUUAUUGUAUGCUUCUGUUUAUAAUGCCCCCGAGCUUGAUUUGGGGAAGCAUCAUAUAGAUUUGACUAGAUUGCUACCUCUAACAUUAGAGGAAUUGGAAGAGGAGAAGAGCUCAGGGAAAUGGACAACUAGUUUCAGGCUAUCAGGUAAAGCAGGAGGUGCAACAAUGAAUGUCAGUUUCGGCUAUAUUGCAGUAGGAAAUAGUAGAGAGCCUUCAAGCAAAAACAAUACUCCUGACAUCCUGAACUUGCGAGAGAAUAGGGCAAUGACAGAAUCUUUUGUGGAUCAGUCUGAUCUUAAGAACGAGCUAAUCAUUCGUAGAGUGGGGAGUCUUCCUGCUACUCUGGUUACCUUAAAGCAGUCUGCAGAAGAUAUAAAGGAUCUUCAUGAAAUCUUGCCAAUGCCAACUUCAGAACUGUAUCAAUCAGUGAAUGUACUUUAUCAGAAACUGGAUGAAGAGAUACCAAAUGCUUCAGUUGAAAAUAAGUUAGACACAGGUCCAUUUCCUUCACACCUUGACUCCUGUAAAGUGAAUUCAUUUAAACCUCCUGAUUCUGAUGAGAAGAAUCCUGAAAGUGAGUGGGAAACUGGUGAGUUAUCUGUCACAGAGAAAGGGAUAGAAGAGUUUCCUAAGGAGCACACGAGACUAGAAGAGGUUCCUUGUAAGGUUGCUCUAGCUUCUGGAGAGGUUACUGAAACUGAUGGCAUUAUGGAGGUAACCCUCAAUAAGGAGGAUAUCCUUCCUCCUACCGCCGAAGACAUGGUUUCCCCAAAGCACGAGCAAUUAAUUAGCACCUGCAGCUCUACAGAGAAAGAGAACAUCAUGCUUUCCAAAGAAUCACUAAUGAAAGAACUGGCGAUGGCGCUAAGUUACGCCUCAGAUUUAACGAAUGAGGAACUAGAUUUGCAAGAGGAUGAAAGUGAAGCCCCAUUCCAAGACGGUUUCUCGAAUUGUAAUUUUCAGCUCGCAGUGAAGGAUAAAUCACCUAACUUGGAUGAUAUUACUGACUCAGUGGCCAACGAUUUCUUAAAAAUGCUGAGUGUAGAGUCCGGUUCAUUUUGUUUAAGCUCUACAAGUGAGCCUGACUCUCCAAGAGAACGCCUUCUAAAGGAAUUUGAGAGAGAUGCUCUUGCCAAUGGAGGUAUACUCAACUUUGAUAUUGAGAAUGAUCCAACAGAAAGUGUCAGCGAUAUUCCAACAGGGUCUGUCUGGGAAGCUAUGUCUAAUGACUUCUAUCAAUCAUCAAUAUUGGAAGGUUUUCGGGAGACAUCUCAGAAGGAGUCAGAUGCAUUCAGUAGAACGGCCUCAAGGUUAGAGGAUUUGGAAACUGAAGCUUUGAAGCGUGACUGGGGCAUUAAUGAGAAGGCAUUUCAACAUUCUCCACCUAGUAAAUCCGAUGGGUUUCGCAAUCCCGCUGACAUACCUCCUGAGAAUCUUGAUCAGCAGCUUGCUUCUCUUUCAGAAGACUUGGGUCCCUUUCUGCAAACUAAAAAUGGAGGGUUUUUGCGAUCUAUGAAUCCUGCACUUUUCAGGAAUGCAAAAGGCGGAGGGAGCUUAAUUAUGCAGGCAUCUAGUCCAGUGGUCAUCCCUGCAGAAAUGGGGUCUGGCGUAAUGGGCAUACUUCAGGGUCUGGCUGCUGUGGGAAUUGAGACGCUAUCCAUGCAAGCAAACAAAUUGAUGCCUUUGGAAGACAUAACUGGGAAGACUAUUCAACAAAUGGCAUGGGAAGCUGCACCGAGUUUGGAGAGGCAAGGUUUAUCUCAGGAUGAAUUUGAAACCAUUCAAAAUUUAUGUAACGGGGGAAAGAGUGGUAAAGCGAUAUACUGUGGCCAAGGUUUAGGAAAGUGUGGUUCAACAUUGCUGAGUGCUGAUACAGAGUACGUGUCUUUAGAAGAUCUUGCUCCGUCGGCAAUGGAUAAGAUUGAAGCUCUUUCAAUUGAGGGCUUGAGAGUACAAUCUGGUAUGACAGAUGAGGAUGCACCUUCAAAUAUUAGCACACAAUCUAUUGGCGAACUUUCAGCCCUGAAGGGCAAGAGCGUUGAUGUUGGUGGAACCAUAGGUCUCGAUGGGACUGGUGGAUUGCAAUUGCUGGAUAUCAAAGACAAAUGUGACAAUGUUGACGGAUUGAUGGGUCUUUCUCUGACACUUGAUGAAUGGGUGAAACUUGAUUCUGGUGAAAUUGAUGAUGAUGAUCUUGUCAGCGAGCGAACCUCUAGAUUACUAGCAGCUCAUCAUGCUACUUCAUUGGAUUUGUUUCGUGGAAAAUCAAAGGGGGAGAAGAGACGAGGCAGAGGUAGGAAGUAUGGUUUGUUGGGCAAUAGUUUCACUGUUGCACUGAUGGUACAGCUGCAUGAUUGUUUGCGGAACUAUGAGCCUGUGGGCAAUCCAAUGCUUGCUCUUAUACAAGUGGAGAGAGUGUUUGUCCCACCAAGGCCUAAAUUCUAUAGAACAGUUCCUCUAGCAAGGAACUCUAGUGAAGAGGAAAAGGAGCCCACGGCUGCUACAAAUGAGAACGUUAUUGAAGCGCGAAUAGAAGACAUAAAACAUGAAGAAGAGCUUAUUCCUCAAUAUAAAAUCAAGGAGGUUCAUGUUGCGGGUUUGAAAGUGGAACCGGGUAAAAAGAAGUUAUGGGGUUCCACAAAUCAACAACAGUCUGGGUCCCGUUGGUUGCUUGGAAACGGAAUGGGGAAGAAGAACAAGCAUCCACUAAUGAAGUCAAAGGCUGCCGUAAAGAAUUCUGGUCCUGCUUCUUCCCCAUCGACCACAACAGUCCAGCCUGGAGAUUCACUGUGGAGCAUCUCUUCUCGUGUUCAUGGAACAGGAGCAAAGUGGAAGGACCUUGCUGCACUCAAUCCACACAUUCGUAAUCCUAAUGUUAUACUUCCUAACGAAACUAUCAGAUUACGCUAGUAUUCACAUCUUUAGAUAGAUUUAACUCAAUUGUGUCGUACAGGUGUUACUUACAUGGAAAAAUUGGGUAGACUGAGUUAGUUUAUCCAAGUUUGCACUUAAUUUGACUUGUUUUUUGUAAAGGCAGAUGCAAAACUCAUAUUGUAGCAGUGUAACAAUUGUCCUGUCAAUACAUGACUUAAGUUCCUGA
Molecule: messenger RNA, 3803 nt
Organism: Salvia miltiorrhiza (redroot sage)
Lineage: Eukaryota; Viridiplantae; Streptophyta; Magnoliopsida; Lamiales; Lamiaceae
Product: protein PLASTID MOVEMENT IMPAIRED 1-RELATED 1-like
Exons: 3
Coding region: 176-3613 (1145 amino acids)
Source: RefSeq, a predicted model, not a curated record